Molecule: messenger RNA, 882 nt
Organism: Knipowitschia caucasica
Lineage: Eukaryota; Metazoa; Chordata; Actinopteri; Gobiiformes; Gobiidae
Source: the annotation of a GenBank genome assembly
AUGUCUAUUCCCAAAAAACCCGCUGGAAAAGCAUUGGACAUUCUACAGACUUUACCUCGGAUAACACUGGCAAACCUGCGGCCGGAACCUGGCUCCAAACAGCUGGAAAAGCGGAGAGGCAGAGGGCAGCAUGGGGGCAAUCGGAGCGGCCGCGGGCACAAAGGAGAAAGGCAGAGAGGGAACCGGCCUCGCUUGGGCUUUGUUGGUGGUUCGACCCCAUUUUAUUUAGCCAUUCCUAAAUACACCUACAACGAAGGCCACAGCCGGCGCCCUCAGUACCAGCCCCUGACGCUCAAACGGCUCCAGUAUCUCAUAGAUUUGGGAAGAGUCGACCCUACUCAGCCCAUAGAUCUGACCCAGCUCGUGAACGCCAGAGGGGUCACGGUGCAGCCCCUCAAGAGAGACUAUGGCGUCCAGCUUGUAGAUGAGGGCUCCGACAUCUUUGCUGCAAAAAUCAAUAUAGAAGUUCAAAGGGCUUCUGAAGGGGCCAUCGCUGCCGUCGAGCGCAACGGAGGAGUCAUAACCACCAGUUACUACGACCCUAUAAGUCUGGGGAUUCUCAUCAAGCCUGUCCCAUUCUUCAUGAGAGGGACUCCGAUACCGCGCAGAAUGCUUCCAGGGGAAGACAUGGUGCCGUAUUACUCUGACGCUGAGAACAGGGGGUACUUGGCAGAUGUGGAGCAGAUCCAGCAGGCCCGACUCGCCUUAGCGCUCAAGUACGGAUACUCCUUGCCCGACAUUUCAAAAGACGAACUCUACCACAUGCUCUCUCUGGCCUGUCGUAGACCAGGGCAGGGCCUGUUGACACUGGAGGCUUACACUCGCACCCUGGUCCACAGUGCAGGGCAUCUUCUCAACCAAACUCUGGAGGGGGGGACAUAG